AUGGCUUGUGUCAAGAAGGGUCUUUCUCGUCAAGAUGCUCACGAGGAGAUCCGUGUCCUUUCCCACCAGGCCGCCGACAACGUCAAGAAGCAGGGCAAGGACAACGACCUGCUUGAGCGCAUCCGCCGCACCGCCUUCUUCGAGCCCAUCAUCCCGGAGCUGGAGAGCCUUCUCGACGCCCGUACCUUUGUCGGCCGCGCCCCCCAGCAGGUUCAAAAGUUCACGACUACCGAGGUUGCUGCCGCACUCAAGCCUUACGCCUCGAGCAUUGCCAAGGCCGAGACCGCUUCCUUGUACGUCUAA
Penicillium maclennaniae is the source of this 303-nucleotide messenger RNA. RefSeq names its product adenylosuccinate lyase. NCBI's taxonomy places the organism in Eukaryota, Fungi, Ascomycota, Eurotiomycetes, Eurotiales, Aspergillaceae. Gene Ontology annotation, biological process: 'de novo' AMP biosynthetic process. Bases 1 to 303 code for a protein of 100 amino acids. The record is from RefSeq and is a predicted model, not a curated record. The transcript has 2 exons. Gene Ontology annotation, cellular component: cytosol. Gene Ontology annotation, molecular function: (S)-2-(5-amino-1-(5-phospho-D-ribosyl)imidazole-4-carboxamido) succinate lyase (fumarate-forming) activity; N6-(1,2-dicarboxyethyl)AMP AMP-lyase (fumarate-forming) activity.